ACAACAACAGUAGGAGGCAGAAGCUGCAGCAGAUGAAGAGAGGGAAAUUUUCUCAUGCCACUUCGGUGAAGAACUUGUAGAAGGUUAUAAUUUCUAUCUCUCCUGCAAUGGAACUUGGCUUUACAUCCCUAUUAGCUUAUUAUAUUCACCACUUUCCUUCCCCUGUGUUCCCUCCUCUAAGCAGGCCGUAACAAGAGUGUCAUGUAGAGCAAAAUCUGUUUCUUAUCAAAGAACCAAUUCUGUAUUGCAUAGGCUACUUAUAGCAUCGCAGGCCCACGAGCCAACCAAACUUUCAGAUGGAUCUAGGGCGACAAAGCCCACAAUAGAAGCGUUUUAAAUCGGUGUGUCUCAUAAAGACACAAAACUAGGGUUUCAGACACAAACAUCACUAGGUUACGAGGUUUUAUCUCCAAGAUCAUUGAUGACGGAAAAAGAAGCGAAGAGUAGAAACAGAAUACAACUUCCAGAGGAUUUGCUUGUGGAGAUACUCUCUAGGGUUCCGGAUGCUUCUCUGGCACGGUUCCUAUCUACCUCAAAAGAAUGGAACUCUCUUAUCAAAACAGAAGAGAGACUUAGGAAGAAGUCUCUUGUUGUCAUGUUAAUUGAUGGUAGGGUCUAUUUUGCUAGGCUUGAUCUCCAUGGCAUUACCGACGACAACGUUGUAAAGGUAAAAAGUCAGUUCAGCCUCAAUGAUUAUCCUCUUUCUAUACAUGAUAUCUUUCACUGCGACGGCCUAUUGCUAUGCACCACCAUGGACGAAAGACUGGUUGUCUGGAACCCAUGUUCAGGGGAAACAAGUAGAAUUAUCAAACCCUUAAAUUCCAAAUAUAGUUUUGAUGUCUACGCGCUCGGUAAAUCCUCAUGCAACAACGAGUAUAAAAUCUUGAGGGUCCAUCAUCAUGGAGAUGGUUGGAUGUCUCCAUGCCUUGUUAAGUACGAAAUAUAUGACUUUACAUCUAAUUCCUGGAGGGUUGUUGGUGAGAUUAGAGGGUGGACAUUUCCAGGGCCCUGGCGACAUGGCACGUCUGUGGAUGGAAAUACUUACUGGCUUUCUUUUGAUUUUAGUCAAGACCGUCAAAGACCGAAAAAUACCUUACGAUAUUUUGAUUAUUCAACAGAGAGGUUUGGACUUGUGCCUCUUCCGGGUGAUCCUCUAUCUUAUCAUCCUUUUGCCUUAUCAGUGACUAGAGAAGAGCAGAAUCUUUGUCUGUUAACUUCUUGUGUCAAACUACUCGAUAUAGGUGUAUGGAUGGCAACUAAAAUUAAAGGUACAGGAGACAUGUCAUGGAGUAAACUCUUAACAGUGAAACGAACCAGUAGCGACCAGUUCUUUAAGCUUUGUAAAGGAGUGAGUUUCUUGGCUGACCGGAAGAAUAAAGUUAUAGUGCAUCCCAUUAGGAACUUCUUACACAUUGUGGGAGAGGAUAAAUACAGAAAAGUGAACCUUUGUGCUGUAGGAUACGCACUUCCUGUCAGCUGUGAUCCAACUUUGGUUCAAAUCCAACAAGGUUCUUUGGGGCUAGGCACAUGGAAAGAACCAAUCACCAAGUUUUCAUGAUAUUUGAUAAAUUAAAAUGCAAGUCUUGCUACUCCAUAAGGUUUUAGUUACAAUUCCAAUUCUAUUUCUUCUGCGACUGGAACAAUAUUUUUGGUUAUCUCUUAUUAAAUAAGCAAGUCUUGUUCUUAAAAAUCAGCAAUACCACUGACGUCAUUUACA
This is a messenger RNA of Brassica napus (rape), 1717 nucleotides long. Its product is annotated as putative F-box protein At4g10190. The transcript has a single exon. Lineage: Eukaryota; Viridiplantae; Streptophyta; Magnoliopsida; Brassicales; Brassicaceae. The coding region runs from base 422 to 1558 and encodes 378 amino acids. Gene Ontology annotation, molecular function: protein binding. The record is from RefSeq and is a predicted model, not a curated record.